This is a messenger RNA of Canis lupus familiaris (dog), 1920 nucleotides long. It is a transcript of the gene ENOPH1, whose product is annotated as enolase-phosphatase 1. Lineage: Eukaryota; Metazoa; Chordata; Mammalia; Carnivora; Canidae. The record is from RefSeq and is a predicted model, not a curated record. The coding region runs from base 142 to 927 and encodes 261 amino acids. The transcript is spliced from 6 exons. Gene Ontology annotation, molecular function: magnesium ion binding; acireductone synthase activity.
GUGCUCCGGGCCGCACGCGGGUGCCGGGCGGCACGUUCCCGCGGGGCCGUGGGCAGCCCAGGACCGUGUCGGGGCGCAGUGGGCGCCGCCCUCCGCCCUCCCGCUAGUAGGCCGAUUCCGGUGCUUGCAUCCGGCAGGGAGAUGGUCGUGCUUCCCGUGCCCGCCGAAGUCACCGUCAUCCUGUUAGAUGUCGAAGGUACCACAACCCCGAUUGCUUUCGUGAAGGACAUUUUAUUUCCUUACAUCAAAGAAAAUGUUAAAGAGUAUCUGCAGACACACUGGGAAGAAGAGGAGUGCCAGCAGGAUGUCAGUCUUUUGAGGAAACAGGCUGAAGAGGAUUCCCACCUGGAUGGGGCUGUUCCCAUCCCUGCCGCAUCUGGGAAUGGAGCAGAUGACCUGCCGCAGAUGAUCCAGGCUGUGGUGGAUAAUGUGUGCUGGCAGAUGUCUUUGGACCGAAAGACCACAGCACUGAAACAGCUGCAGGGCCACAUGUGGAGGGCAGCAUUCGCAGCUGGACGCAUGAAAGCAGAGUUCUUUGAAGAUGUAGUUCCAGCAGUCAGGAAAUGGAGAGAGGCUGGAAUGAAGGUGUAUAUCUAUUCUUCAGGGAGUGUAGAGGCCCAGAAGCUAUUAUUUGGGCAUUCUACGGAAGGAGAUCUUCUUGAGCUUGUUGAUGGUCACUUUGAUACCAAGAUUGGACACAAAGUGGAGAGUGAGAGUUACCGAAAGAUUGCAAACAGCAUUGGGUGCUCAACCAACAACAUCUUGUUUCUGACAGACGUUACUCUAGAGGCCAGUGCUGCCGAGGAAGCAGACGUGCAUGUCGCUGUGGUGGUGAGACCUGGCAAUGCAGGGCUGACGGAUGAUGAGAAGACUUACUACAGCCUCAUCACAUCCUUCAGCGAGCUGUACCUGCCCUCCUCAAGCUAGAGCAGGCGCUGGAAGGAAGACCAGCCUAUCCUCGCAGAGUUCUCUCUAUAGUCUAGUUUUAUUCUAAUGGUGAAAGUAACUUACUUUAAAAUAUAUAUAUAUAUAUACACACACAUAGGUAUGCAAGUGUAUAUAUGGGUGUGUUUCAGUUGCCUUUCACAGGCACACAAGUGAAAAAAAAAAUCUCUGUUCAGUGAAAAGGAAACUUAUUUAAAGAUACUUUCUACAUAGAAAUUGAUUGAAACCAUGACUCUAACCCUUACUGAGGGCAAAACAAAGCUGAUAGAAGAAUUACUUCAAUUCAGGUCACACGUGUUAGGUUUAUCAAGUUGUGUACCAAAAUGGAAAGAUAGGUUUGAGAAGUUACUCAGAAGCCUUGUUAUUUUAAAAACUGGAAGUAUAUCACAGACUUAUUCCUAAUAAUUCAUUCUCCUUUUAAAUUAUGAGUUAGAAGAUUGUGACAGCUGAAUUUCAAAAUCUUAGCCUCCCGGUGUACAAUAGACAAAGCUAUUUGUUUCUGUUCCAAAAGAGAGCAAAAUUGGGAAAAGAAAUUCAUUUGAGUCUUGAUGAAGCAAGUACCUAUUACUAAAGAAACUUGCUAAUAAUCAUCAUGGCACCCCUAGCAAGCGGUGGUUGCCUUACCAAUGAAAAUGGUGCAUUGAUAUAACAACUAAAAUAGGAAUGUGAUUCUUAAUGUUUAAUGGAAUAGUCCUAAUCCUGCCAGUUGUUACCAUUAUAGAUUUUAUAGUUGCCUUUCUAACUACUUUUUAGCACAGUUUGAGAAUAUAUGUUGCUAUUUACUAUUGAAAAACAAAAGAUUUACUGAAAUCCUUCCAUAAGAUCCUUCUAGAAGAGCCCUAAUAAUGUAAUAUUUUCCUCUGAAAUGGAUGCAAAGAGUGUAAAUUUUAUAACAGCAUUAUUUAUCCUGGUUCAAUCCUAAUGGAAUGUUAUGUCAGUUUUACAUUGUGCUUAAUAAAAACUUUUUCUUCCUCA